GACACUGCGUUACUCAAAAUUGUUAUAUUUUCUUAAUUCAGCUUUGGUAAUUCAUACAUUUCUAGAAAUAUUUCAUUUCCUCUGUGUUUUCUACCCUAUAUGAAUAAGAUUUUCAAACUAGGUAUUUAUGAUCUUCUGAAUUUCCAUGGGCUCUGUAUUUCACCCUUUUCAUUCCUUAUUGCAUGAAUUUGAGUUUUUUCUUUCUUUUGCUUGAUAAGAUUGGCUAGAAGUUUAUCAAUUUUGUUUAUUCUCUUAAAGAACCAGCUCUUUGAUUCAUUAAUAUUUUGAAUUGUUUUCUUAGUCUCAGUUGCAUUAAUUUCUGCUCUGAUGUUUAUAAUUUCCUACCUUUAUGAGCUUUUGGCUUUACUUACUCUUCUUUUUCUAGAAGUUUGAGGUAUAGCAUUACGUUUUUUAUUUGUGCUCAUUUGUUUUCCUGAUGUAACAAUUCAUUGCUAUAUGUUUCCCUCUUAGGACAGCUUAUAUUGUAUCCAACAGAUUUCAGUACACUGUAUCUGCAUUUUCACUGAAUUUUAAGUAUUGUUUAAUUUCUUCUUUAAUUUCACCUGUAACCCAUUGAUUGUUCAAAAGGUUUUUAUUUAAUUUCCAUGUGUUUAUGUAGGUUUUACAGUUUCUUUUGCCAUUAAUUUCCAAUUUCAGUGCACUAUGGUCAGAUAAUAUACGUGGGAUAAUUUCAGUUUCUGCAUUUACUUAAGAAUGUUUUAUGGAAUAAUACAUGGUCUAAUUUAGAGACUGUCCUAUGUGCUGGUGAAAAGAAUGUGUAUUCUAAUGUGGUUGGGUGGAAUGCUCUCUAAACAUCUACUAAGACCAUUUGUUUGCAGGUUUGGUUCAGUUCUGUUGUUUCUUUGCCGACUUUGUCUAGUUAAUCUCUUUGUGACAGUGGGGUGUUAAGGUUCCGUUACAAUUGUGUUAUUGCACAUUUGCUUUUUAUGUUCAUUAAUAUUUGUCUUAUAUAGUUGGGUGUUCCUGUAUUUGGUGCAUAUAUAUUUAUGAUUUUUAGCUCUUUCUCUUGGAUUAUUCCCCUAACAGGUAUGUAGUGACCUUCUUUAUCACUUUUAGUCAUUUUUAGUUUGAAGUUCACAUUGGCUGCAAACAGAAUAGCUACUCCUUCUUUUUUCUGGGUUCCUGUUGCAUGGAAUACUGUUUUCCAUCCUUUGACUUUUAGUCUAUGACUUUCCUUUUGAGUCAGCUGUGUUUCUUGUAUACAGCAUACUGUUGGAUCUUGUUUCUUGAUCCAUUCUGUCAACCUAUUUCUUUUAGUUGGUCAAUUGAGGCCAUUUACAUUUAUGGAUAUUACUGAUAUGCACUGACUCAGCUUUGUCAUGUUAUUUUCCUGUUACUGGUUUCCUGCUUUUUCCUCUUGUUUAAUUGCUUACUCUGUCUGGUGGUUUGUUUCUGUUGUUGUGCUGGAAACUGUAAUCACUUUUAUCUCUAAUUAGUAUGUCUUUCAGCAUUCUUUCAAGAGUUGGUUUGGUGGACAUGAAUUCCUUCAGUUGUUCUUUGUCAUGGAAGUAUCUUAUUUCUCCAUUAAUUUUCAAAGAAAAUUUUGCAGGGUACAUUAAUCUGGGUUGAAAGGUGUUUUUUUUUCAGGCUUUGAAACACUUCACUCCAAGCUUGUCUUGACUUGCGGGUUUGUAAUGGGAAGUCUGCAGUGAUUCUGAUAGGCUUACCUUGAUAGGUGAGUUGUGCCUUUUCUCUAACAGCAUUUACUAUUUUUUUUUUUGCUUAAUUUCUGGGAUCUUAAUUAUUAUGUAUCUGAGUGUAGAUUUAUUUUGCUUAUGACUGGUGUCUAUCUGUUGGUGUCUAUCUGAGUGUAGAUUUAUUUUAGUUAUGACUGUUCGGUGUCUCACUUAUCUGUAUAUCUGAUUCUUUUCCCAUAUUUGGGAAAUUUUCUGCUACCAUUUCUGCGAAUAGUUUAUCAGGAUCAUUUGUGUUGAUUCCUGAAUCUUCAGUGAUGCCUAUUGUCAUAUAUUAUUUCUCUUUGCAUCAUCUUGAAGCUGUUGAAUUGUCAUUUCAAGCUCUCUUGUUAUUUUUGAAAGUGCUUUCCUUUCAUAAUCACUAGUUGUGAUCUUGUCCUCAGUGUCUGAAAUUCUGUCCUUAGCUUCAUUCAAAUGGUUUCACCAGCUUUCAAUAGAAAUUAUUUCCUGGUAUCUCUGAAUUUGUUUCAUGCAUUCUACUUCUUUUCUAUCUUGUUCAUUCAAGGUUUCCAUCAUUUUCUCAUGGUCCUGUACCUUUUUUUUUUUUUUUUUUAACUAUGUCUUCUUUAGCUAUGCUGAGAAGCUCCUUUAUUAAGGUUGUCAUUUCUUUACAUGUGAGAUUAUUUCUAAUCUGAUUUUCUCUAUAGCCUCAUGGUUUUAUUUCUUUAUUUCAUUUGCUAUCUUUUCAGAAAUUUCAGUUGUAUGACUUUUAAUGUCUUGUAUUUCAGUGUCUUUUGUACUUGUUCCUGAUGGACUGGACAUUUGAGAUUGCAUUUUGCUUUUUCGUUUUAUUAUUUUUAGGGGUUAAUAUUUUGCUCUUUUCAAUCCCACUAGUCUCCACUGUCCAUGUGUGUGUCUUAGGGUCCUACUAAAUGGUUGAUAUUUGUCCAGUGCUGGUUCCCACAAUGAAAGGAAGGGGCCAGUCACCUGAAUUCCUCCUGUAGGGCCUGUUGGGUGAGUCCUGUAUUCUUCCAGAGAUGACUAGCCUAGGAGUAUUGAUGUAAGCCAACACUUAGCUCAUGUUGUUACCGUGACUUCAGGCUUUUCUAGGCUGCCAGAUAUACCUGGUAUAGUGUACAACUCAGCUGGAAUCCUACUUUGUCACUGGGUGUCUUAUCAGCCCUUUCGAUUUUCUCCAGGUUAGGGGAUGCCUUUUUGGCACUCUCCUCAACCCACCUAGUGUUCUCUGUAUGGAAAAAAGAUUCACCCACACUCUUGCCACAUUGCCAAGGUCCUACAGCGGGUGGAGAGUUCACUGCUGCACCUAUUUACUCACUGAGGUCCUCUAAUUGAGGGAGAAGUUCAACACUGUUGUAAGCCGGCUGAGGUCCUCUAUGUGGCCAGUGGGUUACUGAGACUCCCACCAGCCCACCAAGGUUCUGCAGGCUGUUAAAGGGGUUGCUAAUUGUCUGUGGGCUGCUACAGUCUUUUGGGCGGGUCAGGAGGGUGAUGGAUGAUCCUGCUGAUCUCCAAGGUCAUGGGACAAGGAAGAGGGGAAACCAUCGAUACUGCCUGCACUAAGUCUGUAGAGCCAGAAGGAGGCUGAGGCCAAUCAUCUUGCUGGCCCCCAGGUCUGUGGGGAGAGAAAGGGAGCGAGGUCAGUAAUCCAGUUGGCCCCUAGGUCUGUGGGGCGAGGUCAUGUAUUUUUGAAAGUUGCUUUUUUGUUGUUGUUGUUUUUAACUUCACACAUUUAUUUUAUAAAUAGGCACUUCUCCAAGUCAAGGGCAUCUGAUACUGGGUAGGAAAUAUAGUACUACCUAUCUAACUAAUAUUUCAGUGGGGGGAGAUAUAGUAAAUAAAAUUUAUUAUAAUAUCCUGGUAGUAAAUGCUGUGAAUGAUAACUGAACAGGUCAGGGGAGAAACAAUGAUGUGGGAAUGGGACGUAUGCUAUUUUUAGAUGAAGUAGUCAGAAUUCUUCUUUCAGAGGUAACAUUUGAGCAACUGAAUUGAGAGAGUAAACCACAUGAAAGUUUGGAAGAAGACAAUUCCAAAAGGAAACAUCAAGUGCAAUGACCUUGCUGGGCUUGUUGGAGCAGGCCUAUAAUCUCAACACUCAGGAGGCUAAGGACUCGAACCAAUGAGAGAAGCAUAUGGCACUUGUGAAGAUAAAUGUCAUUGCUCCUUCUUUACUUGGAACUCCUGCUUAGGACCUGUAUGUGACUUUUCAUCUGAGAUCUGUUCUCCCACUAGCUACUGACUUUGAUUACAGGAAGGCUUCUGAAGAUUCGUAUCAAAUGACGUCAAUGGCCAGCUUGUUUUCUUUUACUAGUCCAGCAGUCAAGCGAUUGUUGGGCUGGAAGCAAGGUGAUGAGGAGGAAAAAUGGGCAGAAAAGGCAGUUGAUGCUUUGGUAAAAAAGCUAAAAAAGAAAAAAGGUGCCAUGGAGGAACUGGAGAAAGCCUUGAGCAGUCCAGGACAGCCAAGCAAGUGUGUCACUAUUCCCAGGUCUUUAGAUGGACGCCUCCAGGUUUCUCACAGAAAAGGUUUACCACAUGUUAUAUAUUGUCGUGUGUGGCGGUGGCCUGAUUUGCAGAGUCAUCAUGAGCUAAAACCAUUGGAUAUUUGUGAGUUUCCUUUUGGAUCUAAACAAAAAGAAGUUUGUAUCAACCCAUACCACUAUAAGAGAGUGGAGAGUCCAGUCUUACCUCCAGUAUUAGUGCCUCGUCAUAAUGAAUUCAACCCCCAACACAGCCUUCUGGUUCAGUUUAGGAACCUGAGCCACAAUGAGCCGCACAUGCCACAGAAUGCCACGUUUCCAGAUUCUUUUCACCAGCCCAACAACACUCCUUUUCCCUUAUCUCCAAAUAGCCCCUACCCGCCUUCCCCUGCUAGCAGUACCUAUCCCAAUUCCCCAGCGAGCCCUGGACCAGGAAGUCCUUUUCAACUCCCAGCUGAUACACCUCCUCCUGCCUAUAUGCCACCUGAUGAUCAGAUGGGUCAAGAUAAUUCCCAGCCUAUGGAUACAAGCAAUAAUAUGAUUCCUCAGAUUAUGCCCAGUAUAUCCAGCAGGGACGUUCAGCCUGUUGCUUAUGAAGAGCCCAAACAUUGGUGUUCAAUUGUCUACUAUGAAUUAAAUAACCGUGUUGGGGAAGCUUUUCAUGCAUCAUCUACUAGUGUAUUGGUGGAUGGAUUCACAGACCCUUCAAAUAACAAAAGUAGAUUCUGCUUGGGAUUGUUGUCAAAUGUUAACCGUAAUUCAACAAUUGAAAACACUAGACGACAUAUUGGAAAAGGUGUUCACCUGUACUAUGUUGGCGGGGAGGUGUAUGCGGAGUGUCUCAGUGACAGCAGCAUAUUUGUACAGAGUAGGAACUGCAAUUUUCACCAUGGCUUUCAUCCCACCACCGUCUGUAAGAUUCCCAGCAGCUGCAGCCUCAAAAUUUUUAACAAUCAGGAGUUUGCUCAGCUUCUAGCUCAGUCUGUCAACCAUGGGUUUGAGGCAGUGUAUGAGCUCACCAAAAUGUGCACCAUCCGAAUGAGUUUUGUCAAGGGCUGGGGAGCAGAGUAUCACCGGCAGGAUGUCACCAGCACGCCGUGUUGGAUUGAGAUUCAUCUUCAUGGGCCUCUUCAGUGGCUGGACAAAGUCCUUACCCAGAUGGGCUCCCCUCUGAACCCCAUAUCUUCUGUUUCAUAAUACAGAAGCAUCCUUUUCAAUUGUAUGAGUGGACUUGUUUUAAUUUUAGAGAAACCUCCAGUACAGAUACUGUGGGUUGACAUGGGAAAACAGAUAUUACAGAUUAUUUUUUUCUACACAAUUGUGACCAACACAUUUAUAUUAUGUGAUGAAUCUACAUUUGUUUGUAUUCAUGUUCAUGUGAUUAACUCAGAAGUUCUGAAAGAGGCAGAGGAUUGUGCCCCCAUUGAGAAGUUUGGCGUUGAUCUUAGACUGGAACAUGCUUUUAUUUCCCCAGUUGCUCAUUUUUAAUUUGUUAAAAUUCCUUAAAGUAGUGCAUCACAUGGUGAAAAAGCGUAGUGUUAAGAGAACAUACAUAGUGAAAAAUAAGUCCUCCUUUCUUGAUCUUCCAGAAGCUAUUUCCUCCAAAUUCUUCAUCCUAUAAACUUUAAAAAAAGUGUAAUAUGUUGUUUUUCAAAAGCAUAUUUUAGGGGUUUAAACUAUUAAAAAGUCUUUUUUUUUUUUUGAAGGAACACUAUGCACUGCUCUAACAAGUGGUGUUCAGUAAAAACGAGGUGACAGUUUUCUAGAUGGCAUAAAAUUUACGUUUAAUAAUAGGUAAAUGUCAGUGUAAUGUGAUGUCAUGCUAUAUAACUUUUGUAAAACAUUUCCUUUUUUAAAAAAUUAUACAAGUAAUUGAUCUAUUAUAUGUCAUUUAUUCAAAAUCUGUCGUAAGUACAGUAUAGCUUUAUUGCUAGUGACAGUGCAUGCACGGUCCUAUUCGGCUGUUAGCUGUGUUGGGCCAAUGUCGCAAGAACUCUAAUUUUGACCUGCAUUAAUCUUUUAUUUUGCACUUUUAUGGGUGACAGUUUUUAGUGUAACCUUAGUAAAACAUACUCAAGUGACUUGGAUUUGAUGCUUAUCCUUAGUGGGCCCCUUUUGUAUUAAAGACACUGCAAUAUAGAUUACAGUUGUAGAAAGCUAUGCAGUUUUUAUUUUCAACCUAGGUUAUAACACAAGUAUUCUGCAGCCCCAACUAAGGUGCCUUUUAAAUUCCGUACAAUUUUAUGGAUGUUACUAAUGCUGGCAAAUCAUGUACCUAAUGAUGUUACUGUCACUUUGUAUCAUUUCUCCCCAUGCAGAGCCCUGGAGGUGCCAAGGUUGAGGCUACUGCUCUCGUAUUAAAUGAAUCAGCAGUAGGUGUUAGGAUAGCUGAUUUUAAAACACUCACAUAUCAAAAAAAGCGGACUAUUCUUUCACCGUCAGUGCUCUUUUUCAAAAGUACCCAGAUGGAUGCUAGUCCCACAGAACACACUCCUCUAGGAGAAAAGGCAUAAAACUCUGAAAUGUCCAUUGAAUCAGUCAUGCCUUUGGCACUGAUCAUAGGACUUUUAACCACUUUUUCUAGGGAGCAGUCAGGUAUAUCUUAGUUGUGGCAUGAGAAUGAAGAAAUUAUUGUGAAAAGAUAAAUGACCUAAGUUACUUAUCAAAAUGAGCUUUCUUUUCUGGUACCUUUUUAAAGCAUAUAGAGCUGUGUCAUUCUUCUGUUAAAAAUACUUUGGUUUGACUUUUGACUUUGCCCUUUCUGCUUUUAUGAGAAAAAGUGCAUUUUUAAGGAAAGGACUUUGUGAUUUCUUUUGUUUUCUGUGUAAUUAUUUAUUGCUUUUUCAAAGUGCAGCCAUUGGAUGGUUUUAGUUCCUUCUGAUGAAAUGCCAUUUGUGUGUCAGCCCACCGCAGUCCUUUGCUGGGUAAAAUGGAUUCUUUCAGUCAUCCGAGCCUUAAACAUAUAUGUUAUUUACAUGUAUUCUCACAUUUCCAAAGUUGGAUCAGCCACAUGCAAGAGAAUUACUUGCUUAUUGAUAUUAUUUAAGUAUUUUCUUCAUUCUUUUAUUUGGCAGGCUCAUAGCAAUCUUUAGAACAAAUUUAUAGAAAAAAAUCACUCAAGUUGAAUGACAGAUACAUAUAAUCAGCUUUUGUGGGUUCUGGUAAACUAGUGGAAACUAUUAUUUAAUUGAUGUUUUUUACAAGUAAGCUAAAAAUUUAUUUGUAGUCAUUGUGUAAUAGUCUUUAGAAGUUGUCCUUUUCCAUGUUUUUUUCAAGGAGUUUUUCUCAUGAGUUAAAGUAUUAAAGAUAUUAACUGUUAAGAGUUUCAUGAGAACCACAGGUGGACCCACCUGUAAUCUCAGCACUCCUGGAGUCUAAGGCAGGAAAUAACAAGUUCCAUCCUAGCCUGGGCAAUUUAUAGACUUCAAGUCGCUAAGGAUGCACAUGUAUCUGGGAAUAGGAAAUGAAAAUUAUUAAUAAUAUUAAAUAGAACUAAAAUUCUGGCCAACAAAAAGAAGGCAUCUUUAAAAAGAAGCCAUUUCAGAAUAGAGUUAAGUUUUUUGUUUGUUUUAUUUUGUUUUUGAGACAGGGUCUCAAAGGAGCAAUCCUCCUGCCUUAGCCUUCCAAGUAUUGGAAUCACAGGUGUGUGCCACUGUGUCUGGCUUUUUUUUUUUUUUCCAGGCAAGGUCAUGCCAUGCAGUUUAGGCUGGCCUUGAAUUCACUGUGCAGCCCAUGUUGGCCUCAAAUUUGCAGUAAUCCUACUGCCUCAGCCUUUGGAGUGCUGGGAUUGCAAGCAUUGCGCCACCAUACCCAGCAAGAUUUUUUUUAAAUCUAAAGAGUAGCUUAUAGUCAAAUUUAUGAAAACAGCACAUUAGAAUAAUUACAUUUUAUAGCAUUUAAAAUAUAUGUCAGCUAAAAGGUAAUAAAAUUGUAUCAUUUGGCAUAUGUAUAAAGUAGAAUAGAAUAAAAAUUAAUCUCAGUAAUGAAUUAAAGCAACAAGUAGAUGUUGGCUGGAAAAAGCAUGAUAAAGAGGUGUAUCUGACUGACAUUUCUUAGUGUAUUAAGAUCUGGUUAGUCUAAUAAACGGUGGAAUGCAAAUCAGUAGGCUUGUUAUUGGUCUACUGAAAUUCAUCCUUUGAAGAACUGUAAGAAAUCAGUGAAAAACAUCAAAUGUAUCCAUCAGAGUAUAAAUAAUUUUUUAUGUUUUGUGGUUGUUAUUUAAGAAAAGUGAUUAUAGAACUGGCUGGAUUCAGAGGGUGAAAUUCAGAAUAAGGUUACUAGAUAGUUCAACAAGCCACAUCUAAAUUACAGAUAGAGGAUACGCUAUUUUGUAUUUUUCAUAAUACUUGGGAGUAAGCAUCCUUCUGAGAUACUAAAUAAUAGGUAAAUCUUCAAACUUGAAAUCCACUGUCAGAAUAAGAUUUGGGGCCACCUUCCAAAAUGGCAUACGGCAUAUUAUCUGAGGGGUACCUGUGUGGAACAGCUCCUUCUCCAUCCAGUGUCCUUUUUCAGGAAAAGGUUUAUAUAAAAAUAAAAUCCUAUUCAAGCAGACAAAGUCUUAUGUUAUAGAGAACAUUUAGUAUACUAGUUUAGAUCCAUUUCAGUUUUUCCUUCCUUUUUCCUGCCCCCUCUCCCUCCUUUUUUAGUACUUUGAGUUGAACUCAGAGUGGGCUUGAAUUUGGAAUCUGACUGAUCCAUUUUCUUUUCUUUUCUUUUCUUUCUUUUGGUGAUACAAGGCAUUGAACCUAAGGCUUGGUGCAUGCUUUGUUUACUCUCUUUAAGUUCCCAGACUGGGUUCGACCUUGUGACCCUUCUGCCUCACGAUCCCCGACAGCAAUGAUUAUAGGCCUGCAUCGCCACAUUGGAGUUCCUUGUUGUUCUAGUCAUUUAGUUAACAGUGCUUUGGAUCGUUGUCACCUUUCUCACUUAAAUACAUUAAUAUCCUUUUUACUUCCUCCGAAGGAAGAUUCUUCUGAUAAUCAUUGAACUCAGCCUCCAGUGGUGCCUUACGUUUUAGACUUACUUACUUUAAAGACAUCAGAGUCCUUCUUUGUCUUACUAGUUACAUCUUUUCUUGAUCUCUGGGGUCUGAAUAUAUAUGUGUCCUCAGAACCAUCAGCUAGAUAAGCAAGAAUCUUUCAAGGUAGUAGAAAGUCUGAUGGUUUUUGAAAUGUUUAGUGAUUUGCAUAGGAAGGAGUUUUCCUAAGUGGUAGUUUUUAGAUUUUUUUUAGAUAGUAACUAGGCAGCUUUUGGGAAGAUAAUUUCCAGCUUGAUACCUGCUUUUCCCAGAGUAGCAGCAUUUUCUUUAUUGAAACAGGUAAAAUUCUUGAAGGUUUUUCUUAUCACAAAAUAUGCAUGUAUGGAAAGUAAAAAUUCAAGGCAUUUUUUUUCCCUUGUGGAAACAAAAGAAUUUACAUGUGUGAAACUUGCAAAAUCUCUUGGAAUCCACUGGAUUACAGUUUACUAUAUCCUGAUAACAUGAGGUAACGGUAUUUAUCAAGCCUUUGUUGUACCAGAUUACUCACAAAAGAAAUGUAUCUCCCCAGUUGGGGCUGCUCAGAGGCAGACCUUUUACCUAGAUGCUGGAGGCCCUGCAUUCUGUCCCUACUGACCACAGUGAUGGGCUGGGGGAAGACCUUCUAUAGUUCCUAAAAUACGCCUGUGUUAUGAUUGAAAUGACAUGCUAAAAUUUGAUAGUAUACCACAACCAAUGAAAGUAUUUACACAAUGAUAUUUUUUGGUAGUGGAGGAUUUUUAGGUAUGAAUACAUGCUGUAAGAUUGCUGGCAGCAGUUGCUAUGAAAUAAGUGAGGAGUUACUUCAUUAUAAAGAUCUAGUUCUAGAGCAGGGUUCUUUGAUCCUUCAUGGCAGAGUGAAACAAAGUUAUGUGAUUCUUGUCUAAACAUCUCAGUUCUUAAAAUUACCAUAAGCCAUUAUCCUUUAAGGAUUUAUUUAAAGUUGCUAUAUUUAAAAUGUUAAAAAUUUUGUGUACAGUAGAUUUCUCUCCCAUCAAUAGCACCUUUUUAAAUACUAGCUGGUGUUAGCUAAACUCCUAUUAGGCCAAAGAAUCCCACAUUUCUAAUAAAUAAAUACAUUAGUAUCAGAUUGUCCCAUUUAAUACUAUUGGAGAUGUGGCUUGUUGUACUGAUAAAAGUAUUUUAACUGUAGGGACUCUUGGUAAUGGUUGGCGGAGUGGUAUUCAUUUUGACCUGGUUGAAAAUUCAUUUAUUUUAAAUUCGGAUAGGAUUGUAAUUAUGAAAUCUGAAUGUGUGUAACUACCCACAUUCUCUUUUAACAGAAUAUUUUAUGUGCAAAUGAUAAAACACCAAAUUGAUGGCUGCACUCUUGGUCUGCUUAUUUGUACUUGUUCUGCUUCUGUUUAUGUUGUAGAAAAUGAAAUUCUAGUAACAUGCUUCAGUUCUAUUAUCUUUUUUGAUACUUACAAAAAUGUAUUAGGUUUUACUAUAUUGUGCUUUUCAAAGCCAUAACUCUAAGAAAUUUGUUGUUACAUUUUGUUUGCUAAAUUUUAUUUUAAUAAACCUCAAAAUCUUC
This is a messenger RNA of Cavia porcellus (domestic guinea pig), 10701 nucleotides long. RefSeq names its product SMAD family member 5 (gene Smad5). Lineage: Eukaryota; Metazoa; Chordata; Mammalia; Rodentia; Caviidae. Gene Ontology annotation, molecular function: DNA-binding transcription factor activity, RNA polymerase II-specific; I-SMAD binding; RNA polymerase II cis-regulatory region sequence-specific DNA binding. The transcript has 7 exons. Gene Ontology annotation, biological process: cell differentiation; anatomical structure morphogenesis; regulation of transcription by RNA polymerase II. The coding region runs from base 3950 to 5347 and encodes 465 amino acids. The record is from RefSeq and is a predicted model, not a curated record. Gene Ontology annotation, cellular component: heteromeric SMAD protein complex.